AUGUUAGUAAAAAGUCAAACCCAGGAGCAGUUCAUCUCUGACCUGAGGGAAAUCUUCGAGGUUCUGCGGAGCUCAGGAAUGCGGCUAAACCCAAAGAAGUAUACUUUUGGGGUCCGGUCGGGAAAAUUCUUGGGUUACAUGAUUUCUAAAGAAGGGGUGAGAGCCAAUCCGGACAAGAUCAAGGCCAUCCUGGACAUGGCUCCACCUCGGAAUAUUAAGGAGGUGCAACGUCUGAUAGGGAGGAUGGCAGCCUUGAACAGGUUCCUGUCCAGAUCGGCAGUUCGGGGGUCGCCUUUCUUCAAGGCCUUGAAAGGAGCUCAGAAGCUCAGGACAUACUUCCAAACUCAUCCUGUUGUGGUGGUGACGGACCAACCCUUGAAAGAGAUCCUUUCCAAGCCCGAGGCUUCAGGACGGAUGGUGAAGUGGGCUGUGGAGCUGUCAGAAUACGAUCUGGGAUACCAGCCAAGGACAGCUAUCAAAGCCCAAGCCUUGGUGGACUUCAUAGCGGAUGGCGUCUCCUUUGGGUCGACCGAAGCAGAGGCCGAACAGGCUGAAGAGACAAAUAAAGGUGGAAAGGAUGAAGGAAUCAUCAAGGACGCACACCCCAGGCGAGCAGCCGAAGCCCUACAGGCCCAAAAAACUACCAAGGCCGUGCUGAUCCGAGAAGCAGUCGAGGUCCUAGCGGCUGAAGACGCUGCUGGGGUCGCUCAGGCCAGUCAGGUAGCAGAGGUCGAACAGGUCGGAGAAGUAGUUGAGACCGAGCAGGUCAAAGAGGCUGUCGAGGCCAGUCAGGUCGGGAAGGCAGCUGAGGUUGGGCUGGCCGGAGAGGCUGCCGAGACCAAGAAGGCUACAAAGGCUGAAGAACAGAUGGAUCCUCCUUGGACAUUGUACGUGGAUGGUGCGUCAAGCAAGGAAGGAUGCGGAGUCGGGCUCCUCCUAAUCAGUCCUACUGGGGAAGAACUGCCCUACGCACUAAGGUUCGAUUUUAGAACUUCUAACAACGAAUCAGAAUAUGAAGCUCUGAUUGCAGGGAUGGAAAUUGCCCGCAAGUUAGGAGUCAGAUCGAUAAAAGUCUAUAGCGACUCGCAGCUGAUAGUGAACCAGGUUUGGGGGAGCUAUGAGGUCAAAGAGGGGACGCUGAGAAAAUACGUGGCCAAGACGCGUGAGUUGAAGGGCCUGUUCGAGCAGUUCGCGCUUGAGCAAAUUCCGCGGAGUCAGAACAAGAGAGCUGAUGCCCUGUCCAAACUGGCCUCCACCUCGGUUGGCAUCUUGGGUCGAGAGAUAGUGAUGGAGGUCGUCAGAAGUCGGGCGUAUGAACAGGUGAGUGCUGCGGUCAUACAUGUGGUGAGCUCGUGGAUGGAUCCUAUUGUUCGAUAUUUGGCUCAGGGUGAGCUUCCGCCGAGCAGAAUAGAGGCUCGCAAGAUUCUCCUAAAAUCACAGAGGUACGUGCUCACACAUGGAGUCCUGUACAGGAAAUCUUACUUGCAGCUCUGGUUGAAGUGUGUAACGCCUGAGGAAGGGGGCUAUGUCCUGCGCGAGCUACAUGAAGGCCUCUGCGGCAACCAUGUCGGUCCAAGAGUAUUGGCUAAGAAGGGAAUGCUGGCUGGAUACUAUUGGCCCACCAUCUUCAGGGACUCAGCCGAACUGGUAGCCAGAUGUAAAUCAUGCCAGUUGCACGCCCCAGUUCAUCAUGCCCCAACUCAGGAAAUGAUUCUUCUUCAUAGCCCGUGGCCGUUCUUCCAGUGGGGAAUUGACUUGUUAGGACUUUUCCCCCGAGCUCCAGGUGGUUAUGAACACUUGGUGGUGGCAAUUGAUUACUUCACCAAGUGGAUAGAAGUUGAGCCGCUCAGUACAAUCAGCAGCAGGUCGAUACAUAAGUUCCUUUGGAGGAACGUAGUCUGCCGAUUUGACAUACCAAGGGUUCUCGUUUCGGAUAAUGGCCGACAGUUCGCGGAUCAUUCGCUUCAGGAGUGGUGCGCUGAGUUGGGCAUCCAGCAGCACUUCACCUCAGUAGGGCACCCCCAAGCCAAUGGGCAGGUCGAGAAUGUUAACAGGACCAUCUUGCACGGCUUAAGAACAAGAAUAGAGUCUGCGCAAACUGUGAUCCCAACAGAAAUUGGAGUACCCUCGGGUAGGGUGCAACACUUUGUGGCUCAGGGCAAUGAGGAAGAAAUGCGGUUUGACUUGGAUAUGCUCGAGUAUCGAAGGGAAGAGGCGGCUAUAAGAAUGGCUAAAUAUAAGGGUCAGAUCGCACGUUACUACAAUGCCAUGGUAAGACAUCUUUCUUUCAAGUCAGGGGACUUGGUGUUACGCAAAAACUCCGUAAGCCGAGCUGUGGGCACAGGCAAGUUAGAUCCAAACUGGGAAGGUCCCUAUGUGGUAAAGGAAGCUAACCGAGCAGACUGGGCCAUGACUAGAACUGGAGGGGGAAGGUAUUCAGACCCGGACGAGCUGGAAGAAGAAGAACUAGACGAGAGUAUCUCUAUAGGUGCAGGUCGGACAAUUCUACGCCUAGGUGCUGAGCUGGUGAGGUCUGAGUGUGUGGAAGAAGACGACAUAAAAAGAAAAGAGGACUUACUGGUGGAUGAAGGAGAAGAACUGAAGUAUGCUAGAAAGGGAGAUCCUACUCUCGAACGACCUCACAGAAUGCGGAGCGAGCUGGUGAAGAUUGGGGAGAAGGAAGAAUGA
Coffea arabica (coffee) is the source of this 2688-nucleotide messenger RNA. RefSeq lists its product as uncharacterized. Gene Ontology annotation, molecular function: nucleic acid binding; RNA-DNA hybrid ribonuclease activity. NCBI's taxonomy places the organism in Eukaryota, Viridiplantae, Streptophyta, Magnoliopsida, Gentianales, Rubiaceae. Gene Ontology annotation, biological process: DNA integration. The record is from RefSeq and is a predicted model, not a curated record.